Messenger RNA from Fomitopsis serialis, 2025 nucleotides. RefSeq lists its product as uncharacterized. The record is from RefSeq and is a predicted model, not a curated record. Bases 371 to 1651 code for a protein of 426 amino acids. The transcript is spliced from 4 exons. Lineage: Eukaryota; Fungi; Basidiomycota; Agaricomycetes; Polyporales; Fomitopsidaceae.
UUCUUUGGAAGCACCUGGGGGCAGUGGUUCGGAGGUAACUCGGAGUGGCUCACAUUCCGGUGGUGUAUAAGUACUGCGCGGUUCGAAACAAUGGAUUGUAGGACACCAGGACUUCACUCUCUCAUUCGCCACCACCCGACCAUCGAUCAGCGUUUGCCCGACUCCCAACGACCGCUCACCGUCUGCAAGCUCAAGCACGCGCCCGCGUCCGAGUCGCCGAACCCGAGAACCCGACAGCCACCCGUGUCGACUUAUACCUCCCACCACUCCGAGCCGUCGUCGGACCGACAACAUCGCUUCGAAACCUGGGUUUAUUGAGACGUCUGUACCAUCUUGGCAAAUUUGAUCCUUGUCCCGACAUUCCCAAGUCAUGCGCCGUCCUGCGCGACGCACUCAGGCUCGUCGGAGUGGCGCUGCCCGGAUCUUCCGCGGAGUCUUCCCCCAGGAGCUAUGUGACAUGGUCAUCAACCUCGCAUCCGACGACCAGUCGACAAUGAGGGCUUGUAGCUCUGUCGCGCGCUCCUGGGUGCGGACCUCUCGCCCGCACAUCUUCAAGAUCGUUACAUUCAAGGACUGGGACGACGUCACCGCUUUCCUGGCUAUCAUUUCCUCGCAUGUGCUCCGCUCGGACUGCAUCGUUGAUCUCGUCUAUGAUGUCUGCAUCAGUGAAGAUGCGUCGGCAAUUCCUUUGGGGUCCCCGUCGCUGUGGAAGCAUGAUAGGCUCCCUGAUGUACUGAGAAGAUUCAACUUUCUGGACACACUACGACUGGACCGACCCUGGUGGACUCCGCAUCGUGUUUCGCCGGUUGUCGCAGAGGCGAUCGUAGAAGUAUCUCGCAAGGCCGCCCGGUUAUACCUGUACGACGCCUACUUCAAAGAUAUUGAUGACAUGGUGCCCCUACUCUCCUCCGCGCCACAGAGGUCUUGCGUGUGCAUCACAAAGCGACCCACGUUAGAGUACUCUCUCAUGAAGGAGACCUACCCAAUCCAUCAGAAAGUCAGCAUCGAUACCUUCAGAGGUGAUCUCGUCGGGUACACCGAAUUCUGCCUUGCCAUGCGUUCGGCGUCCACCAUCAAGCCGCCGUUCUCGGUGACCAUCAAGGAAGUUCAUCUGGAAGAUACCAACUGUGACCACGUUGAGGAUGUCGACCCCGACGAAGCUGGCAAAAUCCAGGCUUUCCUCGCCUCCGUGAACCUUAGCAUGCUCACAGGAGUCAAUCCAACGAUACCUGGUAUAUUGGGAGGCUACACGCGAUUGACCAAUUUGGUCGUUCAUUCCUUGCGCAUUGAUUGCCCGACACUCCUGGAAACAGGGAACAUGCUCCCUAGGUACCUAGUCCAGCUCCUUGAAUGGCGUUUCGUCCCAGCGCGUCAAAUCCAUUUCGUCGUCGACGGAUCUGUUGACGAUAUGUCCCCACGUGCUCCCGACAGGCUGGAUUCUACCCUGGACAGCCUCGCACUGGAAGAUCCUCCAGUGGAGGUCAUCUUCGACACGCGUUCGCCUGCUGAUCGUCUCGAAGACUGGAUCAAAGUAAUCUCAGCGCGUUUCCCUAACUUCCUCGCUCGAGGCACACGUGUCGGUGUGGUCUGUUCCGCUUUAGACGGUCCGAAACGCGAGAGGCGUCGUGUCGCGGAGCACUGGUGGCCAUAAUUGUGCCACAACAACCGGAGGCAAAUCCAAACAUUGGCCUUGGUAAGCGGCUCCAUCUACGGCAAUAUCUCUGUAUCUCACUUAUGGCCAAUGCUCAUGUUACUCAGCUCCUGAUGGCAGCCCCAAAGUAUCGAAUUUCGCUAUAGCUCCAAGCGCGUCACCACCGAUUCGCCUGUUGACCGAAGUAGAAGGAAUACGCAUCAGAAGAUCUGUACAACUACCCAAAUCUCGCUUCGAUAAUACUUCUAUGUCUCCCGUGUAAGAUGCGGUCACCGUGCCUCCUAAAUGUCAAGGCCACAGCCGUCCCAGAUAGGUAAGGCCUCGCGAGCCAUUCAGCUAACGCAAAGUGCCGCCUCGAGGUGGCCCUCUCUCAC